UCUUGUUAUGCCUACAAAUUUUCCGGGAAACAAGCAUCACGCCCAUUCUCUCAACUACGGUGUGAUCUCAGCCAGCGGCAGCUGCGCAGCCUCAACAACACACUGCAGAUCAGGGUAUUCCGCGACUACGCGUAUUUACUGGAGUUAUUUAUUUAAUUGAUGUUAUAUAAUGGUAACUGACAAGGCACACACCCGUUCUCUACCGACAAAACGGACUCUAGCAAUGCAGCCCCUUAAGAAACUUGCUGAAACAAACUGACCUGUGUACUCAAUAGCAAGAUAUAUUAAAGCAGUGACAGUGAGCAGAAAAACACAUAACUGGAGUGUCAGCAUCAGGCCAGGUGGUGAAGAACCAGUAGAGUGGUAAGAAGAACGACCUGGCCUGUGACUCAUCCAUGGCAGACCCCAGCCUGACGUCCCCCUCAGAGGCCCCUCUGCGCUCCCCCCGGGCUGCACCCGUUUCCCUCUCCUUCCCCUUUUUGAGGGAGGGCAGCCGUGUGUGGGAAAGAGGAGUACCACCCCUGCCCCGGUCACUGCCCAGCCCACUGCCCACCAAACGCAACCGCACCUAUUCAGCCACGGUGCGGGCCACCUCAGGGCCAGCGUUUAAGGGCGUGUGCAAGAGCUUCUGCAGGUCACAAGGUCAUGGCUUCAUCCAUCCCUCCAAUGGCGGAGAUGACAUCUUUGUUCACAUCUCGGAUAUCGAGGGCGAGUAUGUCCCAGUAGAAGGAGAUGAGGUCACAUACAAAGUCUCCCGGAUCCCACCCAAAAACCUGAAGAUCCAGGCCGUGGAGGUGAAGAUUGUUCAUCUGAACCCAGGGACGAAGCAUGAGACCUGGUCUGGCCAGAUCAUCAGCCAGCUAGACGAGAGCUAGGCUUCAGCGCUGGCCUGUUUAUCUACACUUGGCUACAGGGAGGGCUAGGGUGGGAGGUUGAGGGGUCUGGCUAGGGCAGGCAGGGACGGCCAACUGGUGCUGGAGAGUCUGUCUAAAUCAGGUGUGCUAGAGCUGGGCUGAAACAAAACUCUAGAUACACUGACUGGCUCCCCAGGACACAAGUUGGCCAUCUGUGAACUAGGAUGUGGUUGGUACAGACUGGAUUGAUAAGUCAUAAAAGCAAGUAAGGGAGGAGAAUAUGUUCAACCUGAAGGUACUGAAAAUGGGUGAGGGGACAGAGCAGAGUGGUGGAGGAAAUAGAAUGAGAAAUCCGACACCAUUUUGAGGAGAAGCAUUACUAUUGGUAUGAAAUCAAAAGGAGGUUGGAGAGAAAAUAACUGACGAAGGUUUAGAGGUACAGAAUUGGAAACGUCUGAUUGAGAGAGCAAUCGAGAAGGGAGGGAGAGAUGGAUGUCAUGGGAGACAAAAAAACGUCUGAUUGAGAGAGCAAUCGAGAAGGGAGGGAGAGAUGAUGUCAUGGGAGACAAAAAACGUCUGAUUGAGAGAGCAAUCGAGAAGGGAGGGAGAGAUGAUGUCAUGGGAGACAAAAACGAGCUUGGAAAAAUGAUUUAUAUUUUACUGUGAAUGGAAAAGCCACUAUUAAUAUUUUCUCGAGGUACACAACCAUCUUUGUAUUUAUAUAUAUUUAUUUGAUCCUUUUGUUUAGAUUUUUUUUGUAUCCGUUAGUUUUGAGGUUACUGGAUUUAAGUUUUGGGUAUUGUAGUCAAACAAAUGCACUUAACUUGAACUUCCAUUCUGAAAUACUGCCGAACCGACUACAACUCCUAUUAGGCUUUAUCAUGUGGCAAUAUGUAGUCCUGUUUGCAAAUUGUAACUCACCAUGAUGGUAUGAGCAAAUUACUGCAAGGUCUUUGAAACUAUUUGAAACUUUUCUAUUGUCUGAGAGACACUGUAACACACUGUCAAUGGAAUUGAAAUACAUUUUAAUGUUUUUGUUUAAGUUUUGAUAUGAUCAUUUGAUUGUUACUGAACCAUUAUUCAUAUUUGUUUCAUGUCUGCCUAUUAUGUUUAGCAUUUCUCAAUAUUUAGGAAAUUUCUAUGCAUAUUUAUAUCCUUCAUUCUUAAUGUUUUGGGUUGUUUUAUUUCAUAUUUUAGUUUUAGUUAAAAUGCUAGGUUUUCCAUUGGUCACAGUUCAGAGCAUUUUCUGUUACACAAGCCACUGUGGCUAUAGUUUACCCUCAUUUAUUUCUAUGUGAGCCUUGAAAGAGCACUAAUAACAUUUUAUGAUUCACAAUUAUGAUGGCUUAUCUUUUUUUAGUAUUUAUCUUUGGAGAUAAGGGUGUAGGCACACAUUAGAAUGCCAUGCCUUAGUUAUAAUUUCCAUCUGUUGUACAAAAAAAUAACAAGUCACACUUGGCACAAUGAUAUAAAAUAAUUUAUUACAAUGAACAUAGUUCAAAUGAAUACAGUACUCAACAAUCACAUGAUGAUUUCACAAUUAGUGUAUGUCGAUCAAACUGUACAAGUGAGUCCACUGGACCUUUGUCAUUCAGGAAGGUCUAAUGGCCUUUGGCAGAAGGGUGAAGACAUCCAGAUUAUUAUAUUUGUAGCAGACGGCAUUAACCUUUUAAUAAAAUUUGAUUUGAUACAA
Messenger RNA from Oncorhynchus mykiss (rainbow trout), 2547 nucleotides. RefSeq names its product cold shock domain-containing protein C2. The record is from RefSeq and is a predicted model, not a curated record. Gene Ontology annotation, molecular function: mRNA 3'-UTR binding. Gene Ontology annotation, biological process: regulation of mRNA stability. Gene Ontology annotation, cellular component: cytoplasm. NCBI's taxonomy places the organism in Eukaryota, Metazoa, Chordata, Actinopteri, Salmoniformes, Salmonidae.